CUGUUCCCCUCCAUCUCUCCCUCGCCCCCUGUGCCCGCCCCCGCCUCACACACACGCACACACCCCACAGCCUACAGCGCUCCCUUCUGCUGCCUGCUUGCUCCAGCGCCCGCCUCUCCUCGAGCUGCCGCCGCGCGCGCGCGCGCCCCCGCCCGCUGCUCGUUCCUCCCGCCUGCUUGGCUCGGCGAGCCCUGCCAGCAAGAGGUUGGUGGGCGGCGCGGGGAUUUGUAUUGGAGGAGCCGAGGAGGGUGCUUGGCCGCGAGGAGAUCGGGGGCGCGGGAGGGUGGCCGCGCUCGGUUCAGCGGGAUCACUUGGCGCGGGGCCCAUGCCGUGAGCAAAAGCCAAGCUUUUGUUGCCCGGGGGAGAGAUCUUGCACUUGCCGCGGAAGUGAAGCCGGCGGUGCGGUCCCGAGCCGAGCGGCGCCCGCCCCCCGCCGCCGCCGCCAUGGCCGGCAGCGACGAGGUCAACCGCAACGAGUGCAAGGGUGCGGUGCCGAUCCACACAUGGGUGCUCAUCUCCAACUUCAAGCUGGCGUACAACAUGCUCCGGCGGGCCGACGGCACCUUCGACCGCGACCUCGCCGAGUUCCUGGACCGCCGGGUGCCGCCCGACGCGCGGGCCCAGGAGGGGGUCUCCUCGUUCGACCACGUCAUCGACACGUCCACCGGCCUCGAGGUCCGCAUCUACCGCGCCGCCGCCGCCGCCGCUAACAACAACGGUGGCGCGGCCGCGGUCACCCUGCCCAUCCUGGACUUCCUCGCCGGCGCGCCGUCCCCGGACCCGUUCCCGGUCAUCCUCUUCUUCCACGGCGGCAGCUUCGCGCACUCUUCCUCCGGCACGGCCAUCUACGACAACCUGUGCCGCCGGUUCGUGAAGCUGAGCAAAGGCGUGGUGGUGUCCGUCAACUACCGUCGCGCCCCGGAGCACCGGUACCCGUGCGCCUACGACGACGGCUGGACGGCGCUCAAGUGGGCCAUGUCGCAGCCCUUCCUCCGCAGCGGCAGGGGCGGGGACGCCCGCCCCCGCGUCUUCCUGUCGGGCGACAGCUCCGGCGGCAACAUCGCCCACCACGUUGCCGUCCGCGCCGCCGACGCCGGGAUCAACAUCUGCGGCAACAUCCUGCUCAACGCCAUGUUCGGCGGCACGGAGCGCACCGAGUCGGAGCGGCGGCUGGACGGCAAGUACUUCGUCACGCUCCAGGACAGGGACUGGUACUGGAAGGCGUACCUGCCCGAGGACGCGGACCGGGACCACCCGGCGUGCAACCCGUUCGGGCCGAACGGGCGGCGGCUCAGGGGGCUACCCUUCACCAAGAGCCUCAUCAUCGUGUCGGGCCUGGACCUCACCUGCGAUCGGCAGCUGGCGUACGCCGAGGGCCUCCAGGAAGAUGGCCACCAUGCCAAGCUCGUGUACCGUGAGAAGGCCACCGUGGGUUUCUACCUGCUGCCCAACACGGACCACUACCACGAGGUGAUGGAGGAGAUCGCCGACUUCCUCAGGGCUAACCUCUAGUACAUACUACUACGACAUCACAGCUGCCUGCCUGCCUGCCUGCUGAUCAUAAGACUCAUCGACCAGUGGUCGUCUCAGACACAAACUUCAACCUCUUGUUAUAGCAAGAAGAUGGUAAGCUUGACUUAUAGUUGUACCGAUCUGCUCUCCUCCUCCGCCUUAUACUGCUGCUGCUGCUGCUUGGGGGUAAUCUGCUGAAUUCCGGCGACGACGGCAAGGCAUUGCUGCUGUCCAUGGCCAAGUGGUGCACUCAAAAGGACAGCCAGCUCCAUAUUUCUGAUCUGAUGAUAAAAGCUCUAGUAGGAAAGGAAUCACGGUGACUUUUUGUUUCGUCGUCGGGUGAAAGUCGUUCUGCUGAUCAACAAAGCUUUGAUGAUCUGCGUCCUGGUUGAUGGAGAGAAGCCUAUUAUUUCGCCUUCAAUCACCCUCCCUCCCUCCCUCCCUCCCUCCCCGGAGGGAAUUCAUCAUCUAACAUUCUGUGUACAGUGGUGGACUGACGGACCAACAAGGAGGUGGACGGCCUUUUUGUUGUUGCUGUGUUUGAUGUAUUACUACUAGUAGUUUUUUUCUCAUCUUUUCUGGAUUGGAUGCUGCCUACCCCUCACUCUAUGAUGAAUCUAUUAUCUAUCUACCCAUGUUUUGUGAAACAUGUUUCCAAUCUACUAGGCAAUCCCUGAAGAAAUUGUGCUACUACUAGUGCUGGCCUGUCGUCUCCUUUCUUGUCCAAUCUCUGUAUACAAUGCUCAACUACUGAUAUGUUGUAUUGCGUGUA
Molecule: messenger RNA, 2284 nt
Organism: Sorghum bicolor (sorghum)
Lineage: Eukaryota; Viridiplantae; Streptophyta; Magnoliopsida; Poales; Poaceae
Product: gibberellin receptor GID1-like
Exons: 2
Coding region: 445-1512 (355 amino acids)
Biological process (GO): raffinose family oligosaccharide biosynthetic process; floral organ morphogenesis; positive regulation of gibberellic acid mediated signaling pathway
Cellular component (GO): nucleus; cytoplasm
Molecular function (GO): hydrolase activity; gibberellin binding
Source: RefSeq, a predicted model, not a curated record